This is a messenger RNA of Sinocyclocheilus rhinocerous, 3863 nucleotides long. RefSeq names its product Krueppel-like factor 15. Gene Ontology annotation, molecular function: DNA-binding transcription factor activity, RNA polymerase II-specific; RNA polymerase II cis-regulatory region sequence-specific DNA binding. The record is from RefSeq and is a predicted model, not a curated record. Gene Ontology annotation, biological process: regulation of transcription by RNA polymerase II. Bases 375 to 1721 code for a protein of 448 amino acids. The transcript is spliced from 3 exons. NCBI's taxonomy places the organism in Eukaryota, Metazoa, Chordata, Actinopteri, Cypriniformes, Cyprinidae.
GAAGCAACUGUGGAGUUUGUCGACAAAAGGCAAGAGUCCUGCCUCCAUCGACGGCUCCACCAAUCCCAGCGUGUGGAGCAGACGAGCCUUCAGCAGCCUUCCCCAAAUCUACUCUUAAAGCCCACAAGACAAGAUCGUGUGACAGCAGCGUAAUACUACAGAGACGAGAGCAUGAUCUGCCAGGAGACGCUUCAUGUCUCAAGGGCACAUUUAACGGCUAAUGAAGCAUUCUUCAGCAAAAGAGAAACGGAUCGUACUCGAACUUUAAACACCAAGGAUUAAUGCGAGUGAUUUAAAGAGACUGAAAACCUGAAUCAUUCAUAGCAGGGAACUGUACAAGUGGUCGCCGCACUUUGAACAGGCAGUAGCCAGGAAUGGUGGAUCACUUGCUGCUCGCUGAAGAGACUUUCUUUUCUUACAUUUAUUUGCUGCCAGCCCACAACCCAUCGGAUAUGGUGACAGACGAGGGGGUGUACCAUAUGCUUCCAUCACCAUUCUCAGAGGAUAACCUGAGUGACUCAUCUAGCCAACGUUCCUGUUCCAGCCCCGAGUCUCAGGUGUUGGGCUCUAGUUGUGGGAGUAACUCAAGUGGAGAAAGUCAAGAUGGCCUCCUUGACUUCCUUCACUCUCAGUCCCUAAUUGUGAGCCAAAGCUCGCCCUCCUCAACCAUGGUGUCUCCCAUGGUCCCUCCUGUUCUUCCCAUGGGUCUGGCUUGGGAGUCACGACGGGACCGCACCACCAAAGAGGAGUGCUUUGAGUUCCCUGUUUUCCCUGGAGAUUUGGAGGACCAUGCGGGGCUACUGUUUCAGCCCACUCUGGAGGAGAUCGAGGAGUUUCUGGAGGAGAACAUGGAAGUGGUGGCCUUGAAAGAGGAAGCUGGAGAGGGUCUAGUGACCUGUGAAAGCAUCCAAGGACCUGCAUCAGAACCUUGGGCUCAAAACUUAGACCAAACAGUGCCUGUCUCAAGUGACAAAGUUGAUGCCAACUCUGAUCCUAAAAAUUUACAAUCCGCAGUAGGGGCCUCCACAAAUCCUCAAAACACGUUGAAAAAGGAGGACUCUUCUGGGAAGGUAGUGAUGGUGGAAAGUCCUAGCAUGCCCGUGAUCCUACAGCUCCAGCCCAUUCAAGUGAAACAGGAAUUGAGCCCUAAAACUGCCCCCUCGACACCAACACCUCAACCUGCCUCAGACAUCAAAAUAACCCAGCUCCUUGUCAACAUCCAGGGUCAAACCUUCGCCCUGGUUCCUCAGGUGACCCCACCGGCCAGCCUUAACAGCUCUUCCUCCAAGUUUGUCCGUAUUGCCCCAGUUCCCAUUGCCGCUAAGCCCUUAGGUCUAGGGGAGAAUGGAACAGUUGAUGACCAGGGAACAGGACUUGUAGCGGGGGCUCACAAAUUCCAGAAGAGUUCGGUAGCUGAUCUUAUUAAAAUGCACAAGUGUUCUUUCCCUGGCUGUGCCAAGAUGUACACCAAGAGCAGUCACCUAAAGGCGCACCUGAGGAGACACACGGGUGAGAAACCAUUUGCCUGCACUUGGCCUGGCUGUGGCUGGAGAUUCUCCCGGUCGGACGAGCUGUCACGGCAUCGCCGGUCUCACUCUGGAGUUAAGCCCUACCAGUGCCCCGUCUGCGAGAAGAAAUUUGCCCGCAGCGAUCACCUGUCCAAACACAUCAAAGUCCAUCGCUUUCCACGAAGCAGCAGGACAGCGCGCACUGCACACUGACCCCACACAACCUCCCGCCAGAUAGAAAGAAUGAACAAACAGAAGAAAGAGAGAAAGACAGAUUCAUUUGUGGUACUGUGAUAAUUUAUUACGUGAGGCUCGGAUGAACUGAAGAAGAGUUUGUUCUGAAACUGUUACUUGACGCGUCGGCCUCACAGCUGUUGCAAGCUUCGUAGAUUGUAUUUUUGUGGCGUUCAUGAUUGUUUUCUAUGUUUCGAGAACAAUUGUCUUUUUUUUGCAACGUAAUGUUCAAAGCAUUUUUUUGUUGUGCUUUGAGGUAUGAAUUGUUGAUGUAUCUGCCAGUCAUCAACAUUCCUUGUUCAAAAUCACGGUAAAGUCGCUUCUUUUUGUCAACGUAACGUGUUUAGCUCCUCUAAACCAAAAAAACUCGGGUUCAUUUGAACUACUGAUCAUUGGUAGGACUGUGCCAUUAUAAGCUAUUGGCAAACAUAGAGGCUUUUCCUCUUGACUUUCAGUUGUAUGCUAGCAAACUGUGAAACGCCUCUCGGACAGACCAUAGAGCGAAUCAACGGAAGUCAAAACAAGCACAUUUGACUUAUGUGAAUGGGCCUUCUGAUCAGUAUUGAAUUUUUUCUUGAUGUUUUAGCUGAUAAUACAAAACCUUUAUUCAUUCAUUUUUUUGUCAUUGGUUGCUUUCAUCAUAAAAAAUGAAAACAAGAUACCUUCUGGGCCUUUCUCUAAUCUAAAUGUUUGCAGCUGGGGCCAAGGCAUCUGUGGUUAAGUGUUUGCGGUUAGAAGAUAUUUUCGACAGCAAUGCAACACAUUUCAUAUCUGAGAAAUCCGACAAUACAAGUCAGUAAGCUGAUAGCUAAGCUAGGUCAAUACAGACGAUCAAACCUGUUCUAACCUGCCUCAAACAGUCCUUUUGACCUGGGACUAUCUGCCAAAAUGUCUCUGCGAGACGAGCUUGAAUGACAGAAACUGGAAUUGCAAGGUGCUAACUGGUCUCAACUGCGAGCUCCUGUACAGGGGACGCUUGCAGGUCAAAUCCUCCUGCUUGGGAAAUGUAGUCUGGGACGCAUCUGGAGUUCAAAGAGGACAUUCUUCAUGGGAACUGUAGUCAUGAACACAGCUUGACUACUGAUAGGGCAUGCUGACUAUGUGUUCGCUAAAGAAUGCGUGUAAUAUCCAGUGGGGUACUGAUAGUUAAUGCUAAUAUUUAACAAAAUUAUACCGGGUUGUAUAAUUGGAUUGGAUUUUGAGGAGAGCUUUGGAACAAGCUUGACAAUGCAAUCUGUUCUAUACAGUCAGUUUUUGCCUAAACAAAAGCCCAAAUGGAAACAACUACAACGUUACCCAGAGUGCCUCAGGUGAUGAAUCAACUCAUUGCUCUUUGUACUGCCCCAACAGGCACAACAGCCGCCCGGCACCUAUAGAUGCAUUCACAUAUAUAAACACACAUUUAGUGUGAUGACAGGAACUCAUCUCUUCUGGUUCUCUACUUGCUCUAUGAGUUGACUGUGGUUUGGAGGAACGCGUAGAAAUGAUUAUGGUAUCGUUUUGCUGCUCUGCUUAUAAUAUUUAGCAACUGUUGUGGUCAGGAAAUCCGAUCUCAGAUCAGAUAUUGCAGAAUGAGAAGAAACCAGAACCACUCAGACCUCUCGCAGACCAGAUGAGUCCUGUAGGAAUGAAGGAAACACAUCUGUAUGCAUACAGUAUAUGGAUGUUUUGCAGCUGUUUGUGCCUGCUUAACAUACAAACCAGUGCCAUGGAGGAUCUCUCCAGACAUGUUUUUGUUGCUCUCUGAAAGAGGUAGCCAUGCGUGAUUGGUUCUUUUAAAGCCCCACUCAUUUAAAAGUUAUUAAAAAUACAUCACAAGUAACACAGACACCCAGGCGGAGGUUGCGUACUGUUAGCGUUGCAUUCCUUGCCGUCUACAUGAAAUUCUUGGUGAAACUGGUGCAUAUGGCCAACGUUGAAUGUAUGUAUACUGUAUGUACAGACUUUGUACAAAAUGUCGUUGGAUCAGAUAUUACCAGAGUACCGGAUAUUCUUCUACUGACGUGGCUCACGUCUUUGAUUGUAUAAAUGUCCCCUGUAAAAUGUAAACCAAUGUACAUAAUAACAAUUCAAUAUAUAUAUAUAUAUAUAUAAAUAUUAUAUAUUUUUCUUGAUAUACAU